UGAAGUGUUGGAAUACAGUUUCUUCAAAAUGGAUUUGAUAAAUAUAUUUCUAUUAUUAGUUACAUUUGUAGGAACAUUUAUUUAUUAUUACCAUAAUUAUUCUACUUAUUGGUCGUCGAAAGGAAUAGCAAGUUUCAAACCGCUUCCAUUUGUUGGAAACUUUAAAGAUGUCCUGUUGGCUAAAGUGAAUUCAGGAAUAUUCAUGAAGUCUUUAUAUGAAAGGACUAAAGCACCAGCUUUAGGAAUGUAUGUGUUCAACAAACCUUCGUUGCUGGUACGAGACCCUGAAUGGAUCAAAACAAUUUUAGUUAAAGAUUUUAACUUCUUCUACGAUCGUAUUGUAGCUGUGGCUGGAGAUGGUGAUACUUUAGGAACAAAAAAUUUAUUUAGUAUUAAAAAUCCAGAUUGGAAACAAAUGCGUGUGAAGCUGACGCCCAUUUUCACCUCAGGAAAAAUGAAGAGUAUGUUUCAUCUUAUGAAUGAUGAAGGAAGAAACUUAAAUGAAUAUUUACACAAAUUAGCUGAUUCUAAAAAACCAAGUGACAAUGCAAGGGAAUUAAGUGCGAGAUACACAACCGAUGUUAUCGCGACCUGCGCUUAUGGAAUCAAAGCAAAUUGCAUGAACAAUCCAGAAGCUGAAUUUAGAUCAAUUGGAAGAAAAAUUUUUGAAGUUAGCUUUAGACGAGUGUUUGAAUUAAGUUCAUUUUUCUUCUUUCCUAGAAUUGUGAGUUUACUAGGUUUAAAAUUUUUUGCCCAUGAAGGAACUGAAUUCAUCCGCAACACUUUCAACGAAACUAUAAGAAUUCGCGAAGAGUCCAAAACAAAACGACACGAUUUAGUUGAUGUACUAAUAGACUUGAAAAAUGCUAAAACAGCACCAGGAGAAAUAAAAUUUGAUGGUGACACUUUGGUAGCCCAAGCAGCUGUAUUUUUUACUGCAGGUUUUGAAACCUCAUCUAGUACAAUGUCUUACACUUUAUAUGAACUAGCUAUUAACCCAGAUGUACAAAAAAAACUUCGUGCUGAAAUCAAAGAAAUAAUUGCAAAAGACGACAUCACUUACGAAUCCAUCAAUAAAAUGUCAUAUUUGGACAUGGUUAUAUCAGAAACUUUGAGGAAAUAUCCACCAUUAGCGUUUUUGGACCGAAAAGUAGUUGAUAAUUCAAAUGGAUAUCGCCUUCCAAAACCUCAUGACGAUGUUGUUUUGGAUCCUGGAACGCCAAUAUAUAUUCCUAUGCUUGGAUUACACAUGGAUCCAGAAUAUUUCCCUGAUCCUGAAAAAUUUAAUCCUGAACGAUUUACUGAUGAAGCCAAAAGAAAUAGAAUUCCCUACACGUAUUUUCCAUUCGGAACUGGUCCACGCAAUUGCAUAGGUGAGAGAUUCGGUCUUCUGCAGACAAAACUGGGUCUGGUGCACAUGCUAAAAGACUUUACCGUCCAUCCAUGCGCGGACACGCCCAGCAAGAUCACAUUCACUCCGUUGUCCUUCUUGCUGACUCCGAAAGACACAAUCAAUUUGAAAUUCUUGAGAGCUUAAGAUGACACCUAGCAAAUUCUGUGGCCGAUGGUAACAACACGAGAUAAAAUCAUCAAUUUUUUUUUUACUAUUUCUUUAUAUUUUUCAACAGCAAUCAAAACCUUACGUCUUAUGAGCUG
Molecule: messenger RNA, 1656 nt
Organism: Ctenocephalides felis (cat flea)
Lineage: Eukaryota; Metazoa; Arthropoda; Insecta; Siphonaptera; Pulicidae
Product: cytochrome P450 6k1-like
Exons: 5
Coding region: 29-1537 (502 amino acids)
Molecular function (GO): oxidoreductase activity, acting on paired donors, with incorporation or reduction of molecular oxygen; iron ion binding; heme binding
Source: RefSeq, a predicted model, not a curated record